Larimichthys crocea (large yellow croaker) is the source of this 2393-nucleotide messenger RNA. It is a transcript of the gene stard10, whose product is annotated as StAR related lipid transfer domain containing 10. Gene Ontology annotation, molecular function: lipid binding. The transcript is spliced from 6 exons. Lineage: Eukaryota; Metazoa; Chordata; Actinopteri; Sciaenidae. The coding region runs from base 772 to 1560 and encodes 262 amino acids. The record is from RefSeq and is a predicted model, not a curated record.
UGCUGUCUCCUCCUCUCCACCUCCUCCUCCUCCACCUCCUCUUCCUUAUUUCCCCCCCUGCAUCUGCUCUCUACCACCUGCCACAGCAGCGACGCAGAGAUGGAGAGCUGCUGCAAAUUAAUGUAAGCUCACGGAAGAAGACUACAAAAGAGGGAGACAGAGAGAAAGACACACAUAAAAAGAAAGACAGAUUUAAAAAAAGGGGGGAGACACGGAGAAAGAGAGAGAAAGAAGCGGAAACACAGAAACAUAUGGUUUGUUUGAAGAGCGGCUGUUUCUGAGGACUGCUGAACCGAGGCUUAAAAAAAAAAAAAAAAAACUUAUUCAACCACCUUGAUCAACUAAAAGGCACAUUUGAAUCAUCCAUUUCAUAUUUUGUUUUUUUUUGCAACGCUUCUUUGCUUCAUCUGUGUGUGCUCUCACCUGUGCGAGGCUGUGGCUUACACCUCUGUUUGAUUAGUUUUUUUGCGGGUUGGAUUGCGGCUGUUGUACCUCCCUUAACGCGCGCACACACACACACACACACACACACACACUCACACGCACACUGAUCAUCACAAGACGCGGUGCAGCCUACAAGAGCUUCUUGCAACGAGGAAAUUGAAUUAGACAAGUUAUCCUCCACAGAAGAGGAGAUUACAAGAGUGGCUGGCUGUCGGCUUCUCCGGCUCAUCGUGUCUCCUCCAGGGCCCACCAGGAGUCUCUAAGACCACCCCCCUACACACACACACACACACACACUUCCUUUUCUCUCCUUCCCGGUAUCAAGCCAUGUCUGGACAGACUGUGACCAUCCCGGACGACCGGGCAUUUGCCAGCUUUAAGUCGGAGUGUCUGUGCGAGGAGGGCUGGAGUAUGAACUACACCAAGCGGGGUAUCACGGUGUGGAGCCAGGGACUGGAAGAGGGGAAGUCCGUCCACAAAAUUAAGUGUCAGAUGGUGUGUAAGGACGUGUCAGCUGAGACCAUGUACGACGUUCUCCAUGACAUUGAAUACAGAAGAAAAUGGGACACAAACGUCCUUGAGACCUUCGAUAUCGGGAAACUCACGGUCAAUGCGGAUGUUGGUUACUACUCAUGGAGAUGUCCACACCCUCUUCGGAACCGCGAUGUCAUCACACUCCGCUCCUGGCUGCCAAUAGGGAAAGAUUACAUCAUCAUGAACUACUCUGUCAAACAUGCUAAAUACCCUCCUAAAAAGGAUAUGGUGCGAGCUGUGUCUAUUCAGACUGGCUAUAUGAUCCAGUACCAGGGACCCAACCACUGUAUCCUCACUUACAUGGCCCAGGUAGACCCAAGAGGUUCAUUACCCAAGUGGGUCGUCAACAGGUCUUCCCACCUCUUUGCUCCUCGUGCAAUGAAGAAGAUCAAAAAAGCCUGUUUGAACUAUCCAGAGUGGAAGCAGAGACACAACCCUGGCUUGAAACCCUGGCUCUACCCUGAACAGACUACAUUACCCAGCAUCCCGCUCUCUGAGCUCAGCAUCCAGCAUGCAGAGAGUCUGGAGAAUAUUGAUGAGAGCUCCCUGGCUGAGACCCAGGAGAGAGAAGACAGCGACUAACACAAUACACGCCCAUAUAUACAUACAUACACAGUUAUGUAUUCAUACACAAACAGUAAUGCAGGGUUACAUGCAUGCCUGAUACACAUCCAUAACAUUACACACACACACAUACAUAUAUAUAUGUGUAAAUAUGUGUGUGUAUGUAUACACACACAUAUUUACAUACAUACUGUAGAUGCAGGUGCAUAUGCAGGCACAUGUAUGUAAGCAUUCAUGCACACAGACAAACUCAUACUUGACCAACUCCAUCACAUACUUGCAUACAUAAUGUAUGAACAUGUACAUGCAAAAUAGAUACACACCCACCCACUCACAAGGGGCAGCGAAACUACGUAUUUUUACAAGUCAGUGAACUAAAAUUCAUUGUAAUCAGAUGUAAAUGUGAUUUUCAUGUCAGUUCGAGGGAUAUUAAAGUUUUGUAAUCGGGACCUAUGCAGAUAAUCAUAGCAGAACAUACAGUGUUUUUAGUAAGAAUUGCUGUUCAAAUGUUAAGUGACUAACCUGACAGUGCUGGCUCAUGUAUACAGUAAGUACACAACAUUCAUUUAUGGACUUGCACAUGCACAUGUCUCUUUCUACCCAUGUUGUCCUCAUUAUGUGUCUCCAUCACAUUUUGUAAGCACAUGAUAAAUACGCAGGUGUGCAGAAGGCAGCUGGAACCCCCAACCAAACCUGCAACUCUCUCCAUAAUACACAUACACACACACACACACACACACACACACACACAUACACGUACUGUCUUGCUCCUCUAUCUGAGAGAUGUAUGAAUGUAUGUAGAGUUUAAGAAAUUAAAUACAGAUUCCUACAAAGGUUUUCAAAUUUCACCA